AAGCGUCCCAAAUGUAAUCCGAAACUUGGACUGAGUGGCAUAGCGAACCUCGCUGUUCCCUCCCAUGCAGUGACAUCACCAAGCCCAUAGCUUUCUACAAGCGCUGAGAAUCCGCGCUAACAGUCCUACAAAGGAGAGGGACGUCACCUGGCUCAUAAUACGCGCCCGUCUGGAACUCUGGAUGCUUUCACCACUCACAAGUUUACGGAUGAAAUGGAAGGCCUCCAAUGACUGGUCAUGGCCCUUGGCAUAAUGGAUGUGGAUGAUUAGCCUGAACUGGGAAAAGAGCAAGAUGGCUGCUCAUCGAAUCCGAGCGACGAGUAAUAUCGCUCUCCCUCGCUGCAGGUCUGAGGGGACACUGAUUGAUCUGAGCGAGGGAGUUUCUGAGGCUGGCCUCACGGAUGUCAAAGUGCCUUCUUCCGUUGCCUUAAGGCUGGACGACUCUGCCUCCUAUGGCAAUAUACGGGAAGUUGUUGCCAUCAAGGAUUACCGUCCGUCGAGCUUCACCACCCUGAAGUUCUCCAAAGGUGACCGGCUCUUCGUGCUGGACGCCUCGAGCGGGGAAUGGUGGUAUGCCCACAACAACACUGAGAUGGGCUACAUCCCAUCUGCCUACGUUCAGCCGCUCAGCUACUGCAGCUCCUCCCUCAGCGACAGCGGGGUCAUCGACAGCGCGGGCGACAGUGCCGAUGACGGGGCCAGGGAGCCCGAUCUCCUCGGGGAGUGGACCGGGGUGGUCCUGGAGCCCACUCCCUUCUCCAACCACAGUUCCACCAACCCCUUUCUCAACGGGGUCCUGCAGGGUGGGCUGGACCAGAACAGCAAUGAGAAGGCCAUGCGCAGUAACGCAGACUUUCUCUAUGGCACCCUGGUGCCCUCCAUUUCCAACCCCUUCGCCACCUCCAGCAACUAUGGCAACAAUUGCUUCGACAUCACACCCACAAGCCCCAACCUGGAGGCUGUGCAGAACCUUUCCCGGGACAACCCUUUCUUCAGGAGCAAAAGGUCCUUCAGUUUGUCGGAGCUUUCUAUUCUGCAGGCUCAGUCUAAUGUUGUGCCCGCCUCCUUUGGGUUCUGUACUGGUUUAAAAGCCCCAUCGCCUGAGCAGUUCCAGAGUAGGGAGGACUUUAGGACUGCAUGGCUAAACCACAGGAAGCUGGCCAGGUCUUGUCAUGACCUGGACUCCUUGGGACAGAACCCUGGGUGGGGCCAGACUCAGCCAUUAGAGACUAGCAUUGUGUGUAAACUGGAUAGCUCUGGAGGGGCAAUCCAGCUACCAGACACUAGCAUAAGUAUUUACAUCCCUGAGGGUCAUGUGGUACCUGGGGAAAACCAGCAAAUCUCCAUGAAGGCCUUGCUGGAUCCUCCUUUGGAGCUGAACAGUGACAGGUGCUCCACCGUGAGUCCCGUGGUGGAGAUCAAACUGAGCAACAUGGAAAUAAAGAGCUUUAUCACUCUGGAGAUGAAGGUGUCCGUCGUGGUGAGGAAGGAGAGCAGGCAGAUGGCUGAGGUGGUGUGUGUCAGGAGUGACUGCAAGGAGGGUCCCUACACCCCUGUUUCCCAAGCUUACAUGUAUGGGGACAUGAUCCAGGUCCAUCUGGACAACCUUGAGCCCUGCAUGUACGUUGCUAUCGUGGCAAAAGUGCAGCACAUCUCACAACAUUUGACAGUGUGGGAUCAUGUGAUGAAGAAGGUCACCCUGGGCGUCUAUGGUCCUAAACACAUCCAUCCCUCCUUUAAGACCGUGGUGGCCAUCUUUGGACAUGACUCUGCUCCCAAGACCUUGCUGGCAAAUGAGGUGGGGAAACCAGUCCAUUCCACACCUCCAGUGGCCCUGCAGCUCUGGGGAAAGCACCAGUUCAUCCUGGGACGGCCGCAGGACCUCCGGAUAGGCAUGUACUCCAACAUAUCCAACUAUGAAGUCAAGGACAGUGAACAAGCUCGGCUGGUACAGGGUUUUCAAAUUAGACUGGGGAAGGUGAGCCGGCUCAUUUACGCCAUCACCUCACGGAAUUCUGAAGACUUAUCUGACUUCACCCUUCGGGUUCAGGUCAAAGAUGACCAGGACUGCAUCCUGGCCCAGUUCUGUGUGCAGACGCCACAACCCCCUCCAAAAACUGUGGUACGGAAAACAGGCCAGAGGAGGUUCCUAAAGAAAAAGGAAGUGGAUAAGAUCCUUUUGUCUCCUCUGGCUAUAAGCUGCAAAUACCCAAUCUUUCAUGAACGAUGUAUCAUCAAUUUGAAAUUCGGGAAGUUACUAAAAACGGUAAUCAGGCAAACUAAAAACCAGUACCUCUUGGAGUACAAAAAAGGAGAUGUUAUUGCAUUGCUUAGUGAGGAGAAAAUAAAACUAAAAGGACAACUGUGGACCAAAGAGUGGUAUAUUGGAUAUUAUCAGGGAAGGACCGGGCUUGUUCAUGCAAAAAAUGUUCUGGUUAUGGGGAAGGUCAAGCCCAUAUAUUUCUGCGGGCCUGACCUCACUACCACCAUGUUAUUGGAGCAGAUCCUAAAGCCAUGCAAAUACCUUACCUACAUUUACGCCUCCGUGCGCACAAUCCUGAUGGAGAACCUGGGGAACUGGAGGGCUUUCGCUGAUGCCCUGGGCUACAGCAACCUCCCUUUGUCAUAUUUCUGCCGGGCAGAGACGGACAGUGAGCCGGAGAGGGUGGCCUCUGUUCUCGAGAAGCUCAAGGAGGAUUGCAACAAUCCGGAAAACAAGGAGAGGAAGUCGUUUCAGAAGGAGCUCAUGACCGCUCUGCUGAGAUACUGCCAGGGGUUGGUGGUCGGCUCUGAGGAGCUGUGGCGGGAGAGGCUGGCCAAAGUGUCGCGGCAGCAGAUGGACGCCUACGAGGCGCCCCACAGGGAUAAGAACGGCGUGCUGGACAGCGAGGCCAUGUGGAAGCCAGCCUAUGAUUUCCUGUUGACAUGGGCGGCCCAGAUUGGGGACAGUUACAGGGACGUUAUCCAGGAGCUGCAUCUGGGGCUGGACAAGAUGAAGAGCCCCAUCACCAGGCGCUGGAAGCACCUGACGGGCACGCUCAUCCUCGUCAACUGCCUGGAUUCCCUCCGCAGCUCCGCCUUUAGCUCCGCCUCCCAGGACGACUUUGCCAUCUAAGCCCCGCCCCCUGGGCAACGCUCCACCCCCUCAGGAUGAUUUUUACUAUUUUCACCCCCCCAUCCUUUGGCCUGACCUUACUCCAGGGUUUAGCCCAGGCCCUACAGAGCGGCUGGGGGUAUGCUGGUCUCUGUGGUUACUCAGCAUGGCGCAAUCAACCUUUUUGAUUGGUCAAUUAACUGGCCUCGUAUGUAUACCUGGACUUGAAUUGGGUGCCGAUGAAGGUGAGAACAAAAUCAGAUCCCGUACCUCUCCAGGACCCACCCCUCCAUUAUGAUGUCACUCUACAUUUUCUGUCAAUCAUUUUUGGAAUUUUCCUUCAACCACGCCCCCCCAGGUGGACCUUGAUAGCUGUGUGCUGUCCCUUCUGCGGCACACAGGACCUCCCGGGCGGGGCCUGCAGCCAAAACACGCGAGUGGUGUCGCUGUGAGACCACCUCAGAAUGCAUCCACUUGUCUAACGAAGGGUUCUGGAAAUGCACAAACCCAAGAGAGUAUGGAACUGCAGGAGAACUUCUGUGGCUUCAUAUCACACCGAUUACAGAUUUUAAAAAAACAAAAAACAAAAAGUGUUGACCAAAGUUGAUCAGAUGGAUUCACAGCUCUUUUUUACGUAGGAUACGAAGUCAGAGGUGUUGUUUAUGUGCUUGGUUUUUUUGAGGGAUUUCACAGCACCCACUCCAUGGCAGACUUUAAGACUUAUUUUAGGAAAAUGUCUGCUAUCACUUGUAAGGCGAGGAAUCAUUCCACAGAGCCAUAAAAUAUGGCUUAUUCCAAAUGGAUGCUCUAUUCCUUUUAUAAUUAUCUUUUCAUCCUGGUGUAUUUAUUUUAUUCGAUGAUGUAUCAUGAGAGGAUUGUAUGGCAGGUUGGGCCCUAAAACAUAAUGUGCUACAGUCAGCAAGCCUACAGGUUUCCACUUUCUCUUUGAAAAAUUCACAUUUUGCCGGGCGACAAAUUUCUAAUAUAUAUUUUUCAGAUGUGCUCCCUACUAGAGUCAGUAAUAGGGUUGCAGUAUAUGCUUCCUGUACCCCUGUCUGUAAUGUAGUAAUAAUGUUUUUAUUUUCUUGGCAGAUUCUCGUGCAGCCAUUCCAACAGAAGCAAUCCUGAGUAAUUUGCAACACUAUAAAGUCUUGUCCCUCCCUAGUCUGCAAAAAACAGCGGUUUAAUGAUGCAUCCCUCAUUUCCGAAACCUAAUGCACCUGCUGCCGCAAAUAAGGACCAAACAGUCUUCUUUAUUGUGAAAUCUGUGGGCUCUAUUUUACGGCUGUCUCAUGGCGCGUAGCGAGCUAUGGCACUAGGGAAUCGGUAGUUUCGCUGUGGAUUUGGACGUGCCUGGGUUCAUCUGGUAAUUUAGGGACUCUCAAAACACCGAAGUAGGGGGAGAGGUGCGGUGGGGGGGGUGUGUCAGGGAAGAUCAAGCAGUACACAGAAUUUUGGGUGUCAGAGUACUCAGCGUACAGCGAGUUGCUAAUCUCAGGGCUUUCCUAGUCAGUGAGCGUAGGAUGAUCGAGGAUCAUAACCAGGCAAUCAACCGUUUAAGUGGAUCAUAUGCUGUCCAAUUUGAAUUUGAUAAAAAAGAAUCCCCCAAGCAGGAUAAAUGCAUACUUUUCUGUUUUCAUAAUGUUAAUUCCUUCAUUUAUUUCUGUUUUUAAUUGUUUAUGGCUGUUUUUAUACUGCACUGUGGUCCCAGGGGUACUGUAUUCCUUUCUUUCUCUUACAUCCGUCAGUAAUAAGCGACGAUGAACGCACCAAGACCUUGAACAAUUUUUCAUUGUAAUUAUUCUACUGUAGUUAAAAUGAUAGCUACAUGCAAACUGCAUUCAUUAACAACAAUAGUUAUCUCCUCCCUAGUUAAUUUAACUUAAUUGGGUAUCGCUCAAUAGUGACUAAUAGACAACAAGCAAUGUUACUGUUUUGUCUGCGGGGAAUACCUUUAGGGAGUUUAAAAAUAAAGUUCAGGUGUGGGUCAUGCUAUCCACAUAGCCGGUAGGCUAUAGAUUCCAAAUGGAGGAAGAAAAAUUGUAACUCCACCAGACCUCAGGAGUGCCAUUUGGGACUAAUACGGAGGAGAUCGAUCCGUUCAGUUUCGAUGUUGAGAGACUGAACUGAGAAUUACAGUCUGAGUCGAGUGAAUGAUGGGCUCAUGCUAUAGGCUGACCAGACAUCAUCUUUUUUCUUCGAACCUUUUGUCUUUUUGUGACAGAGAAUAUCCAUUCAGACUGGAUUUCUAAAUUCCUGAAUUGUUUGUUUAGGUUUUGCUCGUUCCACAGACCGUAUAUAAUAGGGGUGCAGUGAUAUUUUGUGGUACGAAAUUUUGCUAUUCAAAAACAUGACGAUACCCAUGGUGCUGCUGAAAAGUGAAAUCUUAAUUCUUUCAAUAGUGCCACAAAAAAGCACGCUUUAGCUCAAUUUGCCCGGGACUCGUUUUAGGGCGUCCCCAGGGGGUCCUGUAAUGUCAUUUCUAUCCAUUAUGUUUGUCAUUGCAGCGGAGCAUUCUGGAUAAUCCCUUCUUUUUCUGUUCUGGACACAGUGUACUUUUUCUCCCCUCUUGCUUUUGAUCAAUUUGCACACAAACUCUGAAUCCAUGUGACUUUUGAUAGCUGGAAUACAACUGCAACUCAUGCUGGUUGGUUAAACCGGUGGGCGUUAACCAAGGCUUUUCUGUUCUAUCCUAUAGAGAACAGGGAUGCAAUUUUUUACUGCUUUCCAGCUGUCCACUGAAGUGGUGGAAAGAAAAUGCUCAUUUCUUCUAUGCUUGCCUCAAAAACAAAAGGCAAAAGCAUACCAGUUCCAGCUACUUCAUUCCCAAUUCUGACCAUUUUUUAGCUGCAGGAGACAAUAGUAAAUUCUCAAAGAUCUUAGCUGCUUUCAAAAUUUAGAUUUUUUGAAAACAGCAUUUCCUUAUUCUAGUUUAAAAACAGAAAAUCUGUCUCUAAUCAUUGAAGAUUCUGCAGAUUCUUUCAAUUUAAAUUGAGUUUUAUGGCCACAGCCCAACUCUGGUGUUAAAAGUCUAUUAGUCCAACUGAGUUAAGAUAUGUGCACUUUAUUAAAACGAGGACAUUCUUGUUUAGACAUUUUAUUUGCAUUAUAUUGCGAUUUAUUUUAACAUCAUGUCUGCUUUUAAAAGCUAUUUAAUUGAAAGAGCUAUGAGGAAAGACUUAAGAUGCUUAACCCUUUCAAGGUUAGUAAAAGGAGACUCAGGGGUGAUGUGAUUGAAGCUUUUAAAUUCAUAAAGGGGAUCAGCAAAGUGAACUACAAGAGAUUCUUCAGGUUGAGUUCUGUUAGUAGAACAAGGGGACAUAAAUGGAAAUUAGCAAAAGGUAAAUUCCAUACAGACAUUAUGAAGAAUUUUUUCAUUCAGAGAGUAGUCAAUGUGUGGAUUAGCCUGCCAGGUCACCUAGUAGAGGCAGAAACUCUGGGGAUUUUCAAGACUAGGCUUGAUACAGUGUUAGAUACUAUCUAGUCUGUAGGUAAUCAGGGCACUAAUCUAGUCAGGAAAAUGGCAGCAUUGUUGGUCUGAAUGGCCUGUUCUUGUUAUUGUUAUUGUUAUAUUAUGUUAUUGAAGAGAUUCUUUUUGCAUUCGCACUGAAAACUGUACAUUUUGUUUGCAAAAUAAAAAAAAAAUGGUUUAACUUAAAAAGUUUUGCAGGAAUAGUCUUCUACAGUCCUAAUUUGUUUCAUUCAAACUUUGUUAAAACCAUUGUGAGUGUAUCGAAUCGUGAACCCUGUAUUGUGUAUCCUACCGAAUCGUGAGCUGAGUUUAUCGUUACCUCCCUAGCAUAUAAACAAACAAACAAACAGCCUAGUACUAUGUUCACAUUCCCACCUGUCCCUGUUGUCCUGUUUUGAAAUCUGAUAUAUGGUAACCCUACACUGCAUUAUAUUUUUUCUUCUGAUUCAGCAACAGUUCAUCUACCGUUUUAUUGCUGUGAACCAUCAUUGGCAUUGUCAGGGUUUUAUAUUGUUUAAUAAAAUUUCAAAAUACUGUUGCCCUUAUCUAUUAGUUAUAGCAUAGCGUGCUUAAGCUUAAAGUUUAACUACAGAAUUAAUGGGAAAUGAUAAUUUUACAUUCAGGCAACAUUUGAUUGAAAAUUUCACAGUAGAAAAUUGGAAAACAAAUGUGUUAUUUAUGAGAGAUGUUUUAACUCAGUGUUUGACAGCCCCACUCUGCACAAGAACUCCUGUACUCAUCUCUUUGGAGAAGCUUCUUCUGAUGACUGUAUCCACCUCUUCCACUGCAGUGGUAGACCGUGGAAAUUGGCAGUAUACCGGGCACAAAGCACCCCAUUCUUAAAAGGAAUGAAAAGAGGUAAUUUGAUUGGCUGUGACUGAAUCCAGCUGCAACACACCUAUUGGUAAUAUAUUCAGCCAAAUCCAGCCCAUUUCCCACCCGCCCCAGGCACUUUGAGCUGUGUUCCUCGGUGUGCACCUGAAUUCAGCAGCCACUCCCAGUGCACCAUGUGGACUGGGCCCAAGCGCCGUGCACCUUUGAUUCCGAAAUAUAGAGCCCUGUGAGGUAAAGGACGAGCUUGUGCUAGCAGCCCACAUCUCUGUUUGUGUUCAGAAAUACAGCCAGUGGUGUUUCCAUGAAUUCAAAUUAUAUUUAUAUUGUUGAUGUUCAUCUGAGGACAUAUAUUUUACGCUUAAUAAGGCACAACAGAAAUUGUGCUCAAAGUUUGUUUGGAAUGUAUGUCAGUAAUGAAAAGAAUUCACAAAUGGAAGGGUAAUAAUUUCAUUUCAAAAACAUGUCAGUCUAAAAGGAUUCAAAUGUAUGUGUAUGUUUGUGAACAUUUUGCUUGUUUAUGAAGAUAUCUCAUUUAAAAGGAUGAAAGCGUGCUUGCAGUGGCUGUGUUUAUGUUAAUACUCCUCUUCACUCUCUUCCUGCUGUAGCUCUUGUUAAGGAAGAAAUCCAUGGCUUCAAUUUUGCUGUGUUUUUAGAGCAUUUUUUACAAACAGGUUUUGUAUUUUUUCUACUGAAGGAUGCUGUAAAAUAAAAACACAGCUCUUUUUAGUAUUUGCAGUUUUUUUAAAAAAAGUAAAAAAGUAAUAAAAAAAAGUACAAUGCCAACAAAAUGUUCAAACAUUUCAGUCUUUCUGUAUUUGUCUGUGUAUUGCAAUCAUGGCAGUGUAUUGUGUGGAAGUUACCAGUAGUUUUUUUUUUGGUUUGUUUUUUUUCCGUCCAUUUGAAGGGACAAACUAAAUGUGUGUACAUAGUAAAAGGGAAUGUUUCAGUGGAAUGGUCAUACUGUACAAGUUUCAUUAAUCUGUCCGUGGUAUGGGGAACAAAUAUACGUAUUCACAAACACGAAAACAACAUUUUUAUCAUUUUUCUCCCCACUUACAUAUUUUAUUUUUUAGACUUUGUGAGUUAAUCACCGGUUUCUGUGUAUGAUGUAAAUUCAAUAAAGUUGCUGUACGUUUGGAAAUA
This is a messenger RNA of Anguilla rostrata (American eel), 8543 nucleotides long. Its product is annotated as SH3 domain-binding protein 4-A-like. Gene Ontology annotation, cellular component: cytoplasm. Gene Ontology annotation, molecular function: protein binding. The record is from RefSeq and is a predicted model, not a curated record. The transcript has 5 exons. Bases 257 to 3115 code for a protein of 952 amino acids. Lineage: Eukaryota; Metazoa; Chordata; Actinopteri; Anguilliformes; Anguillidae.